Molecule: messenger RNA, 5085 nt
Organism: Nyctereutes procyonoides (raccoon dog)
Lineage: Eukaryota; Metazoa; Chordata; Mammalia; Carnivora; Canidae
Gene: PNPT1
Product: polyribonucleotide nucleotidyltransferase 1
Exons: 28
Coding region: 18-2372 (784 amino acids)
Biological process (GO): mitochondrial RNA 3'-end processing; mitochondrial mRNA catabolic process
Cellular component (GO): cytosol; mitochondrion
Molecular function (GO): RNA binding; 3'-5'-RNA exonuclease activity; polyribonucleotide nucleotidyltransferase activity
Source: RefSeq, a predicted model, not a curated record
GUCGCGUGCCGGGUGUCAUGGCGGCCUGCAGGCGUUGCUGCUCGUGCCUCCGGCUUCGGCCGCUCCGCGAGGGCCCCGUCCGUCUGCCAGGGCGGGGUCGGGCGCUCACCCAGUUGCAGGUGCGAGCACUAUGGAGUGGCACGGGGUUCCGAGCUGUGGCCGUGGACUUAGGCAACAGAAAAUUAGAAAUAUCCUCUGGAAAACUGGCCAGAUUUGCAGAUGGCUCCGCUGUAGUACAGUCAGGUGACACUGCGGUGAUGGUCACAGCCGUCAGCAAAACAAAACCUUCACCUUCCCAGUUCAUGCCUUUGGUGGUUGACUACAGACAGAAGGCUGCUGCAGCAGGUAGAAUUCCCACAAACUAUCUCAGAAGAGAGGUUGGAUCCUCUGACAAAGAAGUUCUUACAAGUCGAGUAAUAGAUCGUUCAAUUAGACCUCUCUUUCCAGCUGGCUACUUUUAUGAUACACAGGUACUUUGUAAUCUAUUAGCAGUAGAUGGAGUUAAUGAACCUGAUGUUUUAGCAAUUAAUGGUGCUUCUGUAGCUCUCUCAUUAUCAGAUAUUCCUUGGAAUGGACCUAUUGGGGCAGUGCGAAUAGGAAUGAUUGAUGGAGAGUGUGUUGUUAACCCAACUCGGAAAGAAAUGUCUUCCAGUACUUUAAAUUUAGUGGUUGCUGGGGCACCUAAAAGUCAAAUUGUGAUGAUGGAAGCCUCUGCGGAGAACAUUUUACAACAGGACUUUUGCCAUGCUAUUAAAGUGGGGGUAAAAUAUACCCAACAAAUAAUUCAGGGCAUCCAGCAGUUGGUAAAAGAAAUUGGUGUUACCAAGAGGACACCUCAGAAGUUAUUUACCCCUUCACCAGAGAUUGUGGAACACAUUCAUAAACUCACGAUGGAAAGACUCUAUGCAGUUUUUACUGAUUAUGAACAUGAUAAAAUUUCUAGAGAUGAAGCUAUUAACAAGAUAAGGUUAGAUACAGAGGAACAACUCAAAGAAAAAUUUCCAGAGGCUGAUACAUAUGAAAUAAUAGAAUCCUUCAAUGUUGUUGCAAAGGAGGUUUUUAGAAGUAUUAUUUUGAAUGAAUACAAAAGGUGCGAUGGUCGAGAUUUGACUUCACUUAGGAAUAUAAAUUGUGAGGUAGAUUUGUUUAAAACUCUUCAUGGAUCAGCAUUAUUUCAGAGGGGACAAACACAGGUGUUUUGUACUGUUACAUUUGAUUCAUUAGAAUCCAGUAUAAAGUCUGACCGAAUUAUAACAGCCAUAAAUGGAAUAAAAGAUAAAAAUUUCAUGCUGCACUAUGAGUUUCCUCCUUAUGCCACUAAUGAAAUUGGCAAAGUCACUGGUGUGAAUAGAAGAGAACUUGGACAUGGUGCUCUUGCUGAGAAAGCUUUGUAUCCUGUUAUCCCCAAGGAUUUUCCUUUCACCGUAAGAGUAACAUCUGAAGUCCUAGAGUCAAAUGGAUCAUCUUCAAUGGCAUCUGCAUGUGGUGGAAGUUUAGCAUUAAUGGAUGCAGGAGUUCCAAUUUCAUCUGCUGUCGCAGGUGUAGCAAUAGGAUUGGUCACCAAAAACAAUCCCGACAAGGGUGAAAUAGAAGAUUAUCGUUUGCUGACAGAUAUUCUGGGAAUUGAAGAUUAUAAUGGUGACAUGGAUUUCAAAAUAGCUGGCACCAGUAAGGGAAUAACUGCACUACAGGCUGAUAUUAAGUUACCUGGAAUACCAAUAAAAAUUGUAAUGGAGGCCAUUCAACAAGCCUCAGUGGCAAAGAGGGAGAUACUACAGAUUAUGAACAAAACUAUUUCAAAACCUCGAGCAUCUAGAAAAGAAAAUGGACCUGUUGUGGAAACUAUUCAGGUUCCAUUAUCAAAACGAGCAAAAUUUGUUGGACCGGGUGGAUAUCAUUUAAAAAAGCUCCAGGCUGAAACAGGAGUAACUGUUAGUCAGGUGGAUGAAGAAACAUUUUCUGUAUUUGCACCAACACCCAGUGCUAUGCACGAAGCAAGAGACUUCAUUACUGAACUGUGCAAAGAUGAUCAAGAGCAGCAACUAGAAUUUGGAGCAGUGUAUACCGCCACAAUAACUGAAAUCAGAGACACUGGAGUAAUGGUUAAACUAUAUCCAAAUAUGACUGCAGUACUACUACAUAACACACAACUUGAUCAACGAAAGAUUAAACAUCCCACUGCCCUAGGAUUAGAAGUUGGCCAAGAAAUUCAGGUGAAAUACUUUGGACGUGAUCCGGCUGAUGGAAGAAUGAGGCUUUCUCGUAAAGUCCUGCAGUCUCCAGCUACAACUGUUGUCAAAACUCUAAAUGACAGAAGCAGUAUUGUAAUGGGAGAAUCUAUUUCACAGUCAUCAUCUAAUUCCACCCAGUGAUUUUUUUUUUUUUAAGGAGAAUUCUAGAGUGAUAUCCUGUAGAGCAAAAUUUCAGCAGUGUCUUCUAAUGUGUAGAUUUAUACAUAGUAUAAAUAUAUUCUAAUGACUUGUAUGAAAUUGUUCAUUUUAUGUGGUCUAUUUUUUAUUUCAAGAGUUACCUAUAUUCUUAUUUUUAUUUACAUUAUAAAUCAAUAAAUAUUAUUAAAACUAUAAACCAUUUAUAUAUCUAAAAAGAUUGCCCUUUAGUGCCUAUAAUUCUGAAAUCGCUUAAAACCUUAGAAAAAAUAGAUCACAUUUGCUACUGCAAUGGAUCUGUGCCUAUCUUCUUUUUCUUCUUUGUAUAUUGUGACAGUUUAGUCAUCUAAUGGCUCACCUCUGUACAAGAGCUGUAUUUGCCUACUUAUGUUAAAGUAGGCUCCAUGCCCAGUGUAGAGCCCAGUGCAGGGCUCGAACUCAUGACUCCAAGAUGAAGGGUUGGACACUUAAUCGACUGAGCCACCCAGGUACCCCAGAACUUAUGUUUUAAACGGAAGGCAAGUGAGAAUUAAAGAUUUUUGUCACUAUUAGAGAAAAAUCAAAUGUACAAAGCAUAUAGUUUAUAUUUAAUGUCAUUUUAUUAUUUUUUUAAAGAUUUUAUUUGAGAGGAAAGCGCACAAGCAGGGGGUGUGUCAGGGAGAGGGAGAGGCAGAAGCAGGCUCCUUGUGGAGCAGGGAGCCCCAUGCUAGGCUGGAUCCCAGGACCUUGGGAUCAUGACCUGAGCUGAAGGCAGACGUUUAACCAAUUGAGCCACCCAGGCACCCCGAGUUUACUAUUUUCUUUUUUCCAAGGGACCCAGUUACUACUAGGAGAAAAAUGAGGCUAGUUCUUAAAUUCUAGAGACCAUGGUUCCACAAAGUGACAAUAAAGUCCACUAACCACCAAAAAGAUUCUAUUUCCACUUAAACCAAGAUCUUAUUCUUUAGAUCUGAGACUUUUAUUUUUGUCUUCAUUCACAUCUUGGUAGUUUUUCCUGCUCUCCAUGAAGUACUUCCAAAAGUGCAAUUAAAUGCUAAAAACACUAAAAUGACUAAAACUGAAGUGCCCAUCUCUAUUAGUGCAAUGUGGGUACUUACAAGACUUUUUUCUUCAUAUUUUGUUACUGACACUCCCCUGUCCAUAAAUUAUGGAUUUUUGGGUUUUUAAAAACUUUUUACUUAUUCAUGAGAGACCAGAGAGAGAGGCAGAGACACGGGCAGAGGGAGAAGCAGGCUAGAUGCAGGGAGCCCGAUGUGGGACUCGAUCCUGGGUCUCCAGGGUCACACCCUGAGCUGAAGGCAGCACUAAAACCAUUGAGCCACCCGGGCUGCCCAAUUAUGGUUUCUAUACAUUUUUUCUUUUCUUACAGAACAUCUUCUAGAUCUAAAGAUAAUACUAUAAAUAUAUCAGUAUCUUUCUUAGUUCAGUUCUGCCAAGCAUAAUAUUCAUUAGUUCAACACUUAUACAUCAGUAAAGAAAUACAUCAGUAAACAAAACAUCAAGUUCCAUUGCUCACAUUCUAGUGGACGGAAACUAACGAGUUUUUUUUUUUUUUAAGAUUUAUUCACAAGAGAGAGGGCAGAGAUAUAGGCAGAGGGAGGAGAAGCAGGCUCCAUGCGGGGACUCUGAUGUGGGAUUUGAUCCCAGGACUCCAGGAUCACGCCCUGAGCCGAAAGGCUGUCGCUCAACUACUGAGCCAGCCAGGCGUCCUGUAAACUAACCGUUAAGAAGUAUAUAGCAUGGUGGUAGUAGGUUUUUUAAAGAAAAACAACUGAGUAAAUGGAUAAAGUGAUCAAGAAAAGGUACUAAUUUAGGUAAAAUGGCCCAGAAUGGCCUAAGCAGGUAACAUUUGAACAAACACCUCAAUGAAAUGGAGGAAGAUAUGCAACUACUCUGGAAGAAUUCCAAAUGAAGGCACGGACAACUUCAUAUUCAUUUGGUAUUGUAGGUUUAGAAUAUGGAGCAGCUUGUUCAUUUUAUAAAUCAAUUUAACAGUCUUUUACUCCUUAAUCCUUUGCCUUUUCUUCCCUAGAAUUAGCAAAUUUUAUUAAAAUACAAGAGAAGGCUAGUGCAAGGUGAUAUUUUCAAAGCACUUAAUCAGUAAGAGUAUGCCUGAUUACUUGCAAAAAAGUAGACAAUGAGAUCAUGUUAAAGUUCAAAGGCCUUUUUAUAAAAUUUAUCACAGGGCCAUGAAUUUAUUUUACAGAAGCCAAGUCACACUUCCUGUGCAUCAUUAUGAACUAAAGGUGGUUCUCUCUAUAUACUUUGCUUUGGAGUUUCCUGGCCUCUCAUUUGUACUUUAUACACAAUAGCUUAUUUCUAUAUACAAAUAUUAAUGUGAUGUAUCCUAUUGAUUGAUUUGCAGAUGCUUACCAUACUUGCCUCCCAGAAAUAAAUCACACCUUGAUCACAGUAUAUGAUUCUUUUAAUGUACUGUCGAAUUCGGUUUGGUAAUAUUUGUUGAGGACUUUUGCAUCUAUAUUCAUCAGGGUUAUUGGCCUGGACUGUAAUUUUCUUCUCUGGGAUGUUCUUGUCUGAGAAGGAUAAGUAUUACAUCUUUGAAUGUUUGGUAGAAGUAUUACAUCUUUGAAUGUUUGGUAGAAUUCACCAGUAAAGCUAUUUGGUGAAUAAGACUUUUGUUUAUUGGGAGGUUUUUGAUUACUCACUCAGUCUCCUUGCGAGCAACUAGUUUAUUCUG